UGCUCUGUUCCCUCUCUUCUUCAAGCUUCGUAUUUUUGCUUCAGAGUACCAGAGAUUCAGAGCUUGGGAAAGCUUCAUUAAUGGCGGCUUUUGUUAGGUUGAAAGCUACGAUUUUGAUGUUUUAAACUCUCAAGGCUUUCAGAAGUCUCCAUUUCUCUUCAUCUUCUCUCAAUCUCUCUGCUUCAAGCUCGUCGCUGAUCUUAAUAGACACCAGCAGAGGAAAACAUGGUGUUAAAAGAAUCAGAAAUGAUGUCACAUGAUGAAGUUGAAUCGACAUUGCAGUCGGAGCAGCAGCUCAAGCCCCAUGGAUUCUCUUCCCUUGGAAGGCAGUCCUCCAUUUAUUCGCUUACACUGGACGAGUUCCAGCAUACUCUCUGUGAGAGUGGCAAGAACUUCGGCUCCAUGAACAUGGAUGAGUUCCUCACCAGCAUUUGGACGGCGGAGGAAAACCAAGCAUUCAAUGCCAGCCAGUCGGCGACGUCUGCGGUUGCGGCAUUGAGCAACGCUCAGGCUCACUUGCCGGUGAGCGGAGUGGAGAAACACAACAUGGAGAAGCAAGCAAGCCUACCUCGGCAAGGUUCACUAACACUUCCGGCACCCUUGUGCCGGAAGACAGUGGAUGAGGUUUGGUCUGAGAUUCACAAGAGCCAGCAGGGGCAGAGUCAAAAUAGCAGCAGUGGUGGUAAUGCCAACAAUCAGAAUCCAGAAUCUGCCACGCGCCAACCAACGUUUGGGGAAAUGACAUUGGAGGAUUUUCUGAUCAAAGCUGGGGUUGUUCAAGAACAACCAUGUGGCCGGGCAGGAGUGUUGCAGCAAUUGCCACCACCUCAGCAGUAUGGUAUGUACCAGAAUAGCAACCACACCAUUGGUGCUGGUUAUGUUCCCAGGCCUAUUAUGGGACUCAGUACAUCUGCAGCUGGUGGUGGUGCUAGCGGUACUGCCGGUGCCGGUGGCAUUACGACAUACCAGCCGGUCCCCCAAGGUGGUUCUACCAUUGGCGAUACCUCAGGAUAUGCAGGCAAUGGUAAAAGAAACAGUGUGUACCCAUCACAGCCUCCACCUGCAGUUUGCUAUGGUGGAAGAGUGGUGAACAGUGGAGGGGGUGGGGGUGGGGUAGGAGGAUAUUCACCGGCUCAACCGAUGGGGAUGGCGCCUGUAAGUCCGGUUUCCCCCGAUGGAAUGUGCGCCAAUCAGGUGGAUAGCUCAAAUCAAUUUGGGUUGGACAUGGGUGGGUUAAGAGGUAGGAAGAGAAUAAUUGAUGGGCCAGUUGAAAAAGUUGUAGAAAGGAGGCAGAGAAGGAUGAUAAAGAAUAGGGAGUCAGCUGCAAGGUCCAGAGCUAGGAAACAGGCAUACACAGUAGAGUUAGAAGCAGAGUUGAACCAGUUAAGAGAGGAAAAUGCACAUCUUAAGCAGGCCUUGGCCGAGUUAGAGAGGAAGAGAAAGCAACAGUACUUAGAGGAAACAAAGAUUGUUCAAACCAAAGCACAGAGGGCCAAGGAAAAGCUUUGUGUUAUGAGGAGAACAUCGAGUUGCCCAUUGUAAAAGAAAAUCCUCUUAAGUUCCAUCCAUGGAAAAGGCAAAACACGAAACACACUCAAGUAGUUAGCAGGAAACCGGAAAAACCUCGGUGCAUGCAGGACUUCGAGAAUUUGGCAUGAACCAACCAGCAUGUCCAGCAGGAAAUUGGGCUUGCUUGUCUUUCUGUUCUUCAGAUGACUCGAAUCUUGCACGGGUGAAUGGCCUGGUACCAAGGUUUUUCGUUUCUUACGAGUUUGUCAAGGUGUUGUUAUGUAGUAGAUAGGCAUAAUUUGCACAAAAUCUGAUAAAAUCUUCAGGUCUUUGUUAGCUAUAAAAGAUUAAAAUGGAGAGAGAAUCGGCAUAGUGGUAUCAUAUUUAAUCGGGCUUGUUUCAAAUUCAGAUUUGUUCAUCAAA
This is a messenger RNA of Cucurbita maxima (winter squash), 1932 nucleotides long. Its product is annotated as protein ABSCISIC ACID-INSENSITIVE 5-like. Gene Ontology annotation, biological process: positive regulation of DNA-templated transcription. Gene Ontology annotation, molecular function: DNA-binding transcription factor activity. NCBI's taxonomy places the organism in Eukaryota, Viridiplantae, Streptophyta, Magnoliopsida, Cucurbitales, Cucurbitaceae. Gene Ontology annotation, cellular component: nucleus. The coding region runs from base 226 to 1542 and encodes 438 amino acids. The transcript is spliced from 5 exons. The record is from RefSeq and is a predicted model, not a curated record.